AUGGGCUCGCAAGGUACUGCCUCACGUCUACAGAGGAUCGCGAGACAGCUGAUGGCCUUGCUGACUCACCCUCGUCAAGGCGUAGGAGAAGUCGAUGUGCUGCAAAGCACAGCAGCAGAGCUUCAAGACCAGCUUUCAAGCGGUUCACUCACUUCGGAAGACCUGGUCUUGUAUUAUCUAGAUCAGAUCGAGAAGCACAACUCGAAAGGGACUGCACUGCAUGCAUUAACCUCAGUCACGGGCAAGGAAAGACUGCUCACUCGAGCCCGUGAACUCGAUGAAGAACGUCGGAAUACCAAAGUCCCUCUGGGGCCCCUGCAUGGGAUUCCAAUUUUAGUGAAAGAUACCAUGGCCACUCCAAGCCUCGGCUUAGAGACCACAUGCGGCUCCCUUGCACUCAAAGGCGCAAAAGGCCAGGAGGAUGCUGCUGUCAUCAAGCAGCUGCUCGGUGCUGGUUCAAUCAUUCUUGGCAAAACUAACCCAACGGAAUGGAGUGCGUUUCGAGGCUUGACAAUAUCGGGCUGGUCAGCGGUUGGAGGACAGACUCAAUCUCCCUAUGUCCGUGGAGGUCUAGUACCUGGGGACACCUUCAUGGGCCACAGUGCACCCUGUGGUUCGUCGGCUGGCAGUGCCGUUGCAGUAGCUGCUGGUUUUGCACCUGUUUCGAUUGGUUGUGAAACCGAUGGAUCACUGGUUCAGCCAGCAAAUCGCGCUGCGUUGUACGCCAUUAAGCUGACCCCCGGCGCGGUUGAUAUGACCGGCGCACAGCCGGGCAACCCAGACUUCGACAGCCUUGGUCCUCUAGCCAAGACCACAAUUGACGUGCUCAACUUGGUAAAUACUGUAUCCAACCCUGGUCGAGCUCAAAUCAAAGCAUCAGAACUCCCCAAUAGCUGGAACGGACUGAAGGUCGGAUUCGUAGACCCUCACGAAUGGCAGCCAGCAGACUUCGUGACCAAGCCAAACCAAUCUUUUACUGCCCAGUCGAUCUCAGAAUUUGAAGACGCUCGCCGCAGAAUCGAAAAGGGGGGUGCCAAAAUUGCAAAAGACCUACCGCUAAAGAAGCUUGUGCCUGAGCUCGAUAUCCUCUUACGCGCAAAGCUCAAAGACAACCUAGAGAGUUUUCUGUCGUUUCUGGAAGCACCAAAUAUCAAGACCAUCAAAGAUAUCGUCCAAUUCAACAAAGACCAUGCUGAAAAAGAGCUCCCACCUGGCUAUGAUAACCAAAGCAACUUUGAAAACGCGGUCAAGAAUGAACCAAUGUCGGCGAUCGUUUAUAAUGAAACUUUCGACCGCAUGCGCAAGACCCAACUCUCUGAUGUCAUCCUUAAUCUUGACGGCAAUGACGUGGACGUGAUCAUCGCGCCUGCUGGAGGACGCCUUGCAAGUGUGGCUGCAGCUGCAGGUUGCCCUGUGGCCAAUUAUCCCCUCGGUUUCGCAGAGUUCAACGGAAGGGCACACGGUGUGAACGUGAUCGCGAGACCUAAUGAUGAGAGGGCACUCGUCAACGUUAUGGCCAUGUGGGAGAAGACCUUUCCCGAGGCGAGAAAGCCACCACCGAGUUUGUUGUGA
Molecule: messenger RNA, 1572 nt
Organism: Exophiala aquamarina CBS 119918
Lineage: Eukaryota; Fungi; Ascomycota; Eurotiomycetes; Chaetothyriales; Herpotrichiellaceae
Exons: 8
Coding region: 1-1572 (523 amino acids)
Source: RefSeq, a predicted model, not a curated record